AUGUCUACCACCGCACUCUCCAACGCCACACGCGCGCUGCGCACCUACGCGAAGCUCCCACUCACUACCACUACCAAGCGCACAUUGGCAACCACCACUCGUCUCAACAAGCCCCUCCACAUCACCGGUCGCAUCGAAGGUCUGCAUCGCCCAGAUGAAAACGAUAACACCCCGUUACACUGGUCGGACAAAGCUUUCCUCCUGCUCGCGGGCGUCGGCGCGGUUUACCUUGGUUAUCUGGCCGUCGGGGAGAUCAAGGAGGUCACUUGGCCUUGGAUGAAGGAGAAGGUCGAGAAGGCUGAGGAGAAGAAAUGA
Messenger RNA from Lecanosticta acicola, 315 nucleotides. Lineage: Eukaryota; Fungi; Ascomycota; Dothideomycetes; Mycosphaerellales; Mycosphaerellaceae. The record is from the annotation of a GenBank genome assembly.